AGGAAAUUCUACCCAACAAAACUGGCCUUCAGAGGUGCUUUAUGGCAGGAAAACUGUCCCUUAGGGGAAGCACCAGGUGUUGUGUGGGGAGGACGCAAUUGUGUACUGACAUCUUCAGGAGAAGAAAAGCCAGUGAUACCAUCUUAGAACCGUAACUAGAAACGUGCAUGCUUAAGGUAAGCCCCUCCGGAGAGCUGAGAACCCACUCAAGGUAUCCAGACCACCCCUGGAAGGACGUGGGUAGGGGGUAGCUCGAGGAAUGCUUCCAGGAGAGUUCCUUGGUAAACUUGAUCCACUCGGGAAACGCGUUUCAGGAAGCAGGGCCAGUACCGCGGACAGCACCAGGACCCCCGCCCGGGUCGGGGGAGGCAGCAGCACCACGGACAGCACCACCGUGAGCGAGCACCGCGCGCGCUCUGGGCGGAGGGGCGGGGAUAGGGGACCUUAUCAGCUGAUGCCUUACGUAGGCUGGAUCCCCACUUUGAGAAGGCAGGUCUGGAUCGGCGCGCCAGCGUUCCGCCCCAAAGCCGCGGCCCCAGACGGCGUGGCGCUGGGGCUGGGGGGAUAGCAGGAGGCAGAUCCCAGAAAAAAGGCCCCUGCCUGGCUUCCCUGGCACGGGGUUGAGGCUGCAGCCUGCUGCCUGGAGAGAGGGGCGAGUAGGGAGGCAACGCGCAGCGAAAGUACUGCUCUGACGCACCAGCACCCCCUCCCGCACCCACAGGCUCCGGGGGCGCCCAGCUGCCCCCCGACUUGGGAGAUGCUCAGCUCUGGGUGACCAGACUGCUGUCUGUGCGGGGGGGAAGAGCCUGGGCAUGUGACAGCUUAGGAGGGCCCUGGCUGCGCUGCGAGACACAGCCCAGCACCCGCCUCUCAGCCACACCGUCUCCCGCGUAUGCUCACUGGCAGGAGGUUUCGUAAACAAUCCCCAGAAACCCCGCCACCAGCCAGAGGUCGCAAACACCCCGAGUGGCUCCGGGCGCAGGGGCCACGACUGUGUUCCCUAACGCCCCUUCUGCACGCACCCCGGGCCAGUCUCCCGACCCAGCGAUGGAUUCACCUGUGAAUCUAACCUACUUUUUUCUCUCCACCCCCGCCCCUUCGGAGACCAACCGCAGCAGUCUUGACGCCGAAGACCCGCGCCCCAGCCCGCCCCUCCACUCUGUCUUCGGGGUGCUUGUUCUGACCUUGCUGGGCUUUCUGGUGGCUGCGACGUUCUCCUGGAACCUCCUGGUACUGGCGACCAUCCUCCGUGUGCGCACCUUCCACCGGGUUCCGCACAACUUAGUGGCAUCCAUGGCCAUCUCGGACGUGCUCGUGGCGGCUCUGGUCAUGCCGCUGAGCCUGGUGCAUGAGUUGUCCGGCCGGCGCUGGCAGCUGGGUCGGCGGCUGUGCCAGCUGUGGAUCGCGUGCGACGUGCUCUGCUGCACCGCCAGCAUCUGGAAUGUGACGGCCAUCGCGCUGGACCGCUAUUGGUCCAUCGCGCGGCACCUGGAAUACACACCCCGCGCCCGCAAGCGCAUCUCCAAUGUUAUGAUCGUGCUCACCUGGGCGCUCUCCGCCGUAAUCUCCCUGGCGCCGCUGCUCUUCGGCUGGGGGGAGACAUACUCCGAGCGCAGCGAGGAGUGCCAGGUGAGCCGCGAGCCCUCCUACACCGUGUUCUCCACCGUGGGCGCCUUCUACCUGCCGCUCUGCGUGGUGCUCUUCGUGUACUGGAAGGUCUACAAGGCCGCCAGGCUCCGCGUGGGCUCCAGGAAGACCAACAGCGUCUCACCCUGGCCGGAGGCUGUGGAGGCGAAGACCUCUGUGCAGCAGCCCCAGAUGGUGUUCACCGUCCGCCACACCACCGUCACCUUCCAGACAGAAGGGGACACAUGGAGGGAACAGAAGGAGCAGAAAGCUGCCCUGAUGGUGGGCAUCCUCAUCGGGGUGUUUGCCCUCUGCUGGCUGCCCUUCUUCACCACGGAGCUCAUCGGCCCUCUCUGCUCCUACGACAUCCCCGCCGUCUGGAAGAGCAUCUUCCUUUGGCUUGGCUACUCCAACUCCUUCUUCAACCCGCUCAUCUACACAGCGUUCAACAAGAACUAUAACAGCGCCUUCAAGAACUUCUUUUCUAGGCAACACUGAGCGUGAGGCCUGGGGAGGAAGGGGACAAGAUCCUCGAACUCAGUGAAAUUUCCAGCUCCAUCUGCUUCCCCGUCCCUACCCAUGGAUCCCUUCCACAUGGAAGAGGCACAUCCUCCAGGCUCUCCUGGGUCAUCUUCAGAACUAGCCCUCACUUCCCCACUCCUAGGUAGGAAUGUGGGUCUUCACAGGCAGUUUGGGUGCCCUUUUUUUUUUCUUUUACAA
This is a messenger RNA of Lontra canadensis (Northern American river otter), 2346 nucleotides long. It is a transcript of the gene HTR5A, whose product is annotated as 5-hydroxytryptamine receptor 5A. Gene Ontology annotation, cellular component: plasma membrane; dendrite. The coding region runs from base 1048 to 2124 and encodes 358 amino acids. Gene Ontology annotation, biological process: chemical synaptic transmission; adenylate cyclase-activating adrenergic receptor signaling pathway; G protein-coupled receptor signaling pathway, coupled to cyclic nucleotide second messenger. The transcript is spliced from 3 exons. NCBI's taxonomy places the organism in Eukaryota, Metazoa, Chordata, Mammalia, Carnivora, Mustelidae. The record is from RefSeq and is a predicted model, not a curated record. Gene Ontology annotation, molecular function: G protein-coupled serotonin receptor activity; neurotransmitter receptor activity.